Molecule: messenger RNA, 2642 nt
Organism: Formica exsecta
Lineage: Eukaryota; Metazoa; Arthropoda; Insecta; Hymenoptera; Formicidae
Gene: Snx17
Product: sorting nexin-17
Exons: 8
Coding region: 490-1920 (476 amino acids)
Biological process (GO): intracellular protein transport
Cellular component (GO): early endosome
Molecular function (GO): phosphatidylinositol binding
Source: RefSeq, a predicted model, not a curated record
UGUGAUGUGUUAUCUCGCUCGCGGUGCAGCAGCCGCGAUCCGUCGUGGGAUUCAAAUGCGUGUCAGUAAUAAUAAUCGCGUGAAACGUAAUGCGCGAGUGGGUGUGUGCCGAUUAAGUUUGCCGUCACGUAUGCGGUCCCGCAAACGACGAAAGUCUCACGGCAAUAUGGCAUCGCUUUCUACAAUUUUUCCGAGUCGCGAUCGUGUCUUUGAGUCCAUCCUUUUUAGGGAAUGACAUACAUUUCGACGUCUCGAUUUCACAAUUGAAUUGGGCGCUGUUCGGGAACGUUCUUCUGUAAUGAAUGAUGUAACUCACGACGAUUUGGGAAAUUACAUAAAUGUUGAUUUUAUUCCAGCAAGACGAGAUAGUUAAUGUUUCAUCUUCACAGAUGCUGCUGUACCGAUGGAGAUAUUUCAAAGUUAAUGAAUUUUGCUAUAAAUGAUGUGAUUUGACAAUAUCUUUAUUUUUUGCUAAACUCUUAUUUCAAGAUGCACUUUUCUAUACCUGAUACUCAGGAAUUUGCCGAAGGAGCUGGGAAUGCAUAUGUUGGUUACAAUAUUCAUAUCAAUGGAUUAUUUCACUGUACUGUGAGAUAUAAACAGCUGUAUAAUUUGCAUGUACAACUCUCUAAGGAUCUUGACAUGUCUUUGCCUAUAUUUCCUCCAAAGAAGUUUUUUCCUUUGACACCUAAUCAACAAGAGGAGCGACGGCUAGCUUUGGAAAAAUAUAUUCAGUCAAUUGGUCAAAACGUAGCCAUAAACAAUUCUGAGAUAUUAAAUGGCUUUUUAUUAAAUGCUCAACAAGAAACUGUUGGUGAUUUGUCUGAGACUGAGACUGAAACUUUAGAUAUAUUUCUCAUGAAUGGAUCAAAAAUCUCAUUAAAUGUUUCCACAAGAGAAUAUUCUGGUGAAAUUUUGAAGAAAGUAUAUGAAAAUAUACAGUUACUAGAAAAAUAUCAUUCCCAUUUUGCCCUAUUUAUUAUUAUACAAGAUGAAUUGUCGGGUAAUAUUAAAAUAUUGCGGAAAUUACAAGAUUUUGAGUCACCUUUUAUAACAUACAAAUAUAUGAGUUCUAUGGGUACAAAAAUUGUUCUCAGAAAAAGUUAUUGGGAUACAACGUACGAUCUUGAGUUAUUGAAUGAUCCAGUGACUCUGAAUUUACUAUAUGUCCAAACAGCUGCAGAAAUUCGCAGCGGGUGGAUACUGACUAAUAAGGAUGUGCAGUAUCAUUUAGAGAACAUGCAAAAAUCCGGAAACAGAAAAGAAUACUUGAAUAUAGCUCGUUAUUUAAAAUAUUAUGGCUACAUACAAUUUGCACCAUGCUAUUGUGAUUAUCCUCAACAUGGUUCAAAAAUAUUACUUGCUAUAGGUGGAAAUGAAUUAAAUUUACGCAUUUUAUCAUCCAAAGAACACGAAAUUAUAUUUAAAGUUUCGCGAAUGCGAUGUUGGCGUAUUACUACGAUACAAAAUGGAAUGGACCAUCCUGAGGAUAACAACGAGUGCAGUCUGGAAUUAUCUUUCGAAUAUCUAAUUGCUAGGAACGAAUUGCAAUGGAUUACGAUUGUUUCGGAGCAAGCGAUUUUAAUGUCUGUUUGUCUGCAAGCCAUGAUUGACGAGUUGUUACAAAAAUGUGUAGUGGGCAGCAGAAUUCAGGUAGAAUCUGGAAAAUCUUGGACAUAUAUUACAAGGGACGGCCAGAGUCGUAUCACCAUGGGAUCGCCAUUGCGAGAAUGUGCCAAUAAUAAUCAUUCGUCUAAAUCGGGACCAAUUAUAAAGAAACUCGCUAGUAAAUGGUCGGCUGUGACAUCAAAAAAAUCGGAUGAGUCAGUUGUCGAUAAAACCCUUGCAACGUGCACAACAGCUGAUUUUGAUAUUGUGGAAAAUAAUGUUUUUCGUAUGAUAGGAGAUGAUGAUUUAUAAGCUUAAUUAUUUUUUAAUGAAGAUUGAAACAUAAGCGCAGUGAUAAAAAAAAUAACAGGGUAUGCCUUAUCUAAACAAUCUUUCCAGAGAUAUAUUUUGUAAUACCUACAAGUCAGUGUAACGGUUUCCAAUUUAAAAUUAACAAUUAGUGACUCUCAAGGCUGAUUAAUUAUUGAACUAUGCUUUGAACUAUAUUUGGUGUCUUCUGUAUCAAUAUGUGAUUAAAAAAUGCAUUUAUAUUUAUUGAUAACUUUACAUAAAAUAUUCAUUAUACUUUUAUAUACCGUCCAAUUACAAUAAUAAUCAAUCUGAUGCAAGUUGAAAAUUAACUUGAGCCAAAACUAUGCUUGAAUUACAAGCGUAAUAUUCUGUAUGAAGUACUUAAUGAUAGAAUUAAUAUAUAAUAUUAGAAUUUAUAUAUAUAUAUAUAUAUAUUUUGCAUAUUGUUUUAUCAUUGUUAAACAAACUUAUUUAAAAAGCAGUACAUCAAUACUUGCUUUCAUAAUUAUCUUAAACAAAACUAUCAAUAAUAUAUCUCGUUUUAAAGUGUCAAAUAGCAAUCAUUCUAUAUGUGGUGUAUUAUCUUCUAUUAUUUAUCUGAUUAUAGUUAUUUCUGCUAAAUCAUUCACUCAAAAAACAUAUUUUUCUGCCUUCAGUCGCUAUAUUUCAGCCAAACACUGUAAAUGUGUAAAUAGAUUGUACAAUACACAAUAUACGAAUGU